Molecule: messenger RNA, 528 nt
Organism: Salvelinus sp. IW2-2015
Lineage: Eukaryota; Metazoa; Chordata; Actinopteri; Salmoniformes; Salmonidae
Product: collagen alpha-1(XI) chain-like
Cellular component (GO): extracellular matrix
Source: RefSeq, a predicted model, not a curated record
UCAGGUCGUCAGGGAUUGGCUGGUCUGGGUGGUGCCGAUGGUCCUCCCGGUCACCCAGGGAAGGAGGGUCCUCCAGGAAUGAAAGGAGCCGUCGGUCAUCCUGGUCCUCAGGGUUCUAUUGGCUACCCUGGCUCACGAGGUGUCAAGGGUGCCGAGGGUGUCAGAGGUCUGAAAGGCGGCGGCGGAGAAAAGGGAGAGGACGGUUUUCCAGGUUUCAAAGGAGACAUGGGCAUCAAGGGAGACAAGGGAGAGCUCGGUGUCCUAGGAGCCAGAGGUGAAGACGGACCUGAGGGCCCCAAAGGUCGAUCAGGCCCCAACGGAGAGGCCGGCCCCAUCGGGUCUGCUGGAGAGAAGGGUAAACUUGGUGUCCCCGGAUUACCCGGCUACCCAGGAAGACAAGGACCUAAGGUAUGUGAUAACAGCACAAAACUGACUGUGGUAUCUCUGUGUGUUCGUAUAUAUCUCUCUGUGUUACUGACUCUACCACCUAUCUCUCUCUAUAUGUUACUGAAAUAUAUAUAAAACACA